AUGAAGGAGAUUGUGAAUAAAAACCUGAUCACAUUGAAGUGUGUCCUCUUUUGCUUCUUAGCAGGAAUAGGAUGUAUCUACCCAUUUCUGCCCCUACAUAUGCUGUCAGUUGGGUUAGAUAGAGCGGAAGCACGUUUGAUUUCUGCCGUAACACCAUGUAUAGCACUACUGGGCCCUGCCGUGUUGGGACCGCUUAUUGAUAAAUUGUCAGUGGGUCGAGGCUCGACCGGCGGAAGUUCGGGGCCCAGCGGUUCCGGGAAGCUUUUGAGAAUCAUCACUGCCUUGUGUCUUAUUUUAAGUGCUUUAUUUUAUUCGUUACUACUCGCCGUUCCAUACACGGAGCGACAUGAGGCCAGAAGACCGCAAGUCCUCUUUAUGUGCGACGCAGAUGGCGGUUACGUAAUGCAGGAAGUGUGUACUGAGGGCAUGAGAUGCAAUAGAUGGGAUGGACAAAAGUCAGGAGUACUUGCUGUGGGUGCGUGUGAAUACGGCUGUGCUGACGAGAACAUGACGUGGGUGAUGAAGCCCUUCACUACAACUUCUACUACCACAACAAUGAGCCCACUAUAUAACAGUGUCGCUAAUUAUACUACACCAGUGGUAUUAGUGACUGAAGAGCCGGAAGAUGACGCAGAAUUCGAGAUCAACCCACCACAUCUCUGCUACAAUGGCCAAUGCCUCGUAUACAUGCAACACGAAAAGAGGCUACGCGUUCCCCUCUCUCUAUUAGCCCCAGAAAUGCCUGAAGAUAAUUCUACUGACGAAAACAAUUGGUGCACUUAUAGAACUGCUGGUCCAUCAAAAUGUAUAGUACCAGCUGACCGUCUUCAAGAAAUAAACCCAGAUGGAGGUGAAUGUAAGGCAGCCGUGCGAUGCCAAGUGCUGGAUCCGUAUGAUGAACCGGACGGAGUUCUUGCUAAUGCUGAGUGCAGACUUGUUAUUGGCGACCCACUUUUCGCUGACAUAUGGCCCACAGCUGCCUUGGCUUUGCUAGGCGCUGCUUGCGUCAUAGCAACAAGAGAAACAUCCUUAGGCCGUGGUGAUGUUGGAAGACAGCUGGCCUUCGGAACCCUCGGCUUGGCGAUUUUCCCACCCUUAGCCGGACUUGCAGCCUCGGAAAUGCCUGACACGCCAUACUUGGUGCCCUUCUUGUUGCAUGCCUUGUUCAUGUUGAUUGGAGCACUCAUACUAAUAGUUGACAGCCACAUGCCGCUCUCCACCCCUGAAUGGUGGUGGCAUACAGCAACAGGCGUGCUCACAAUGCCCAUGAAUGCCGUAAGACGUUAUGGAGCUGAGACGGCUGCUAUCUUCGCUGUCGUGGUUCUAUUAGGUACUCUGUGGAGUGGAAUCGAUGCAUAUUUGCCUUGGACGGUACUAGAGCUGAACGGUACCAGCGUGUCUGCCGGUCUGACACUGACGGCGGGUGCUCUACCCGCAGUCCCCGCUCUGUGGUGGGCGGAGGCGGUCGUGGACUACAUCGGACAUUCCAACGUCUAUAUCGCGGCCUUUACGUUCUACUGUCUACGGUACACUGCUUUAGCCUACAGUACAACGUACACGUGGGUGAUUGUAAGCGAGCUCCUGGAAGUGUUCACACUUAGCCUGGUUUGGGUGACGUCAGUGCUGUACUUCCGCCAUCUCGUGCCACGGAAGUACACGGCCACCGGACAAGCUUUACCUGUCAUUGCGCACUUCUGUCUAGGUCGCUGCAUCGGGGCCAUAGUGAGUGGAAUGGUGACACUCGAACAGAGCAUUGAAUCCAGCCGUAACGUGUACCGCGCGUUGGGCGUUUUGGCAUUGCUCUGUUCGUGCGUCUACUUGGCUCUUUAUCACUUGCUGUUGGCGCCACGAUGCGCUUCACCCGCUGCGCCGCCGCCCACGCAUUUAUUACAAGGUUUGAACUCUAAUGGCGCUUCAAAUGGAUCAUACGCUCCUAUGAGGGUAUACCACGAAGAACGAUCAAGGAAAGGCCACUUCCGAUACUAA
This is a messenger RNA of Pieris macdunnoughi, 1986 nucleotides long. The record is from the annotation of a GenBank genome assembly. NCBI's taxonomy places the organism in Eukaryota, Metazoa, Arthropoda, Insecta, Lepidoptera, Pieridae.